Messenger RNA from Ruditapes philippinarum (Manila clam), 1892 nucleotides. Its product is annotated as beta-1,3-galactosyltransferase 1-like. Gene Ontology annotation, molecular function: hexosyltransferase activity. The coding region runs from base 510 to 1619 and encodes 369 amino acids. Gene Ontology annotation, cellular component: membrane. The record is from RefSeq and is a predicted model, not a curated record. NCBI's taxonomy places the organism in Eukaryota, Metazoa, Mollusca, Bivalvia, Venerida, Veneridae. The transcript has a single exon.
UGAAAUAAAAAACAGUCAUUUAUGGCAAAUUAAACUCUCUUAUGAAAGAAAAUGGAUAAAGAAAAAUAGUAUACAGAAUUGUACGGAAUGUAAAGUCGUAAAUCUUUAGAACAAACAUAUUUUAGGAUAGUAUUUUCGUUUAUCUGCCGAUUAUACAUUUGUAUAUAGGUUUAGUUUAACAAUUUUUAUCAUAUAUUAAUGAACAACACUGUUUUCUUUGAUGUAUGAAUAAAUGUAUAAAGUACUUGAUACUUAUAGUUUAACAGUUGAAGUUUCUGGUAAAUUUAAACAACAAUGGCAAAUAGUUAUGCCAGUUGAAAAUAAAAGGAACAUCAAGGAGGACAUUUUUAUGGAACGGUAAACGUUUAAAUGUGUAAAGAAAAAAAUCGACUGUAAUAAAAGUGGUUGAAAUCGGAAUAAUUGAAUAACGAGUUUAACAUUUAUUAGUGUCCUCGUGGGAACUGUGAUUAGCAAGAAAACUCGAAUACACUGAAAGGUGAAAAGAUAUUAUGACAAACAUAAUUAGAAAGCGGUAUUUCAGUAAGAUACUGCGAAUUCGUAUAAAUAAAAACAAUUAUAAAGUAUCACUUUUUGUGACUGCGUUUCUUUUUAUAAUUUAUGUUAGAUCAAGAAUAGAUAUUACUACUCAAGCUAUAAAUAAAGAACGAUUGCAAAAAGUAAAACGACCGAAACAAAUUGGACCGGAAACAUUUGGACCGGAAGCUUAUGGGAAUUAUACAAUUCAAAUGGCGCCAAAUUUAGAGAAACUCAUCAACUGGACAAACCCAAGAUAUCCAUAUAACGUGACGUACUUGAUUGAGAAUCCAGAUUUAUGUACAUCCGUUAAAGAUGAUUUAAGUGUUCUUGUUGUGGUAAAUUCAGGGACUGAGCACUUUGACAGAAGACUAGCUAUCAGAAAAACAUGGACCAAUAACAAAUAUUAUUCUCAUUUGGGCACCGUCAGAGUUUUAUUCCUUUUAGGGAUGACCGCUAACCCAUUAGUUCAAGAAGGUAUAGAAGAAGAAGCUGAAGCUUUUAGGGACAUCUUACAAGGUGACUUUAUUGAUACUUAUUUGAACCUUACACACAAAGGUGUCAUGGGUUUUAAGUGGAUAACUGAACGCUGUCGAAACGCUAAAAUGAUAAUGAAAGUUGACGACGAUUUUGUUAUAAAUAUGUUUCUCUAUUUUCAAAAAGUUGACACAGUCUUGCAAUCUAUAAACGUUUUCUGUGAACUGAUUGAAGGAAGAGUUCAGAGAAACAAAACAAGCAAAUGGUUUGUGAGUGAAGAUCAUUUCAGAGGUGAAGCUCGUUAUGAAAGAUAUUGCGAAGGCAAGUUUGUUAGUAUGACAAAUGACAUAAUACCAUCGUUAUAUGAGUCUGCUAUGAGAACUCCAUUCUUUCCUUAUGAUGAUGUGUUAUUAUUUGGCUAUGUUAUGCAUAAUAUACCAGGGUUAAAGUAUAGAUCUGAAACUGAGUGCAUGGCACCUAAGAACGACGAGGCUAUGAAAUGUCUACGGGAACAGAACAGUAAAUGUGACAAUUUAGUUAUAGCCACAAAUGACGUUUUUGAAAUGGAAACAGCAUGGGCAGCUAUUUUAGAAAAUUUUGGUACUUAAACCGAUUAGAUUUAUUGUGUAAUGUUAUAUAGAAAUGUCAUCUUUAUAUUUUUGUGGUGUUAGCUAGACGUUUACAACGGUAUAUCAUUAGCCAAUCAUUUAAAUUGAUCAAUUGAAAUAAUUAUCCACAGGGAUAUCUUUCAUAAAAAAUAGUUAUCAAUUUGCAUGUGUUUGUUUAUGAUUAUUCAUCUUAAAGAUAGGCAGAUAUUAUAUGUAUUAAUUUUACAAAAAUAAUUUUUCUUGCUGAUAUUAUCUGACAAUAAAAACAGACAA